AACAAGCUCAAGGUUGCUGCUUGUUGCAAACACUACACAGCCUAUGAUUUGGAUAACUGGAAAGGUGUUCAGCGUUACACCUUCAAUGCUGUGGUGACACAACAAGAUUUGGAUGACACAUUCCAACCACCUUUUAAGAGCUGUGUGAUUGAUGGAAAUGUUGCUAGUGUCAUGUGUUCCUACAACCAGGUUAAUGGAAUACCAACCUGUGCAGACCCUGACCUCCUUAAGGGGAUUAUCCGAGGCAAAUGGAAAUUAAAUGGAUAUAUAGUUUCUGACUGUGACUCGGUAGAAGUGCUUUUCAAAGAUCAGCACUAUACCAAGACUCCUGAAGAAGCUGCAGCCCAAACCAUUCAGUCAGGGUUGGAUUUGGACUGUGGAAAUUAUCUAGGCCAAUAUACAGAAGGGGCAGUGAAGCAAGGGCUUGUGGAUGAAGCAUCCAUCAACAAUGCUGUCUCCAACAAUUUCGCUACAUUGAUGCGUCUUGGUUUCUUUGAUGGUGAUCCAAGCAAGCAGCCUUAUGGAAACCUUGGUCCAACGGAUGUAUGCACUUCAGCGAACCAGGAACUCGCUCGUGAAGCUGCAAGGCAAGGGAUUGUGUUGCUUAAAAAUAGUCCAGGAUCAUUGCCUUUCAAUGCCAAAGCCAUUAAAUCAUUGGCAGUCAUAGGGCCCAAUGCUAAUGCUACCAGGGUCAUGAUUGGAAACUAUGAAGGCAUUCCUUGUAAAUAUACAUCACCUUUGCAAGCCCUAACAGCCUUGGUUCCUACGAGCUAUGCUCCUGGCUGUCCGGAUGUGCAAUGCGCGAAUGCGCAGUUAGAUGAUGCCACAAAGAUAGCAGAGUCUGCAGAUGCAACAGUGAUUGUAGUGGGUGCAAGUCUUGCUAUAGAGGCUGAAAGUCUUGACAGAAUUAACAUUCUUCUACCAGGACAACAACAACUUCUAGUGAGUGAAGUUGCUAAUGUUUCCAAGGGACCUGUGAUUCUUGUCAUAAUGUCUGGUGGAGGCAUGGAUGUGUCCUUUGCUAAAAAUAAUGAUAAAAUCUCAAGCAUCCUAUGGGUUGGUUACCCUGGCGAAGCUGGUGGAGCUGCCAUAGCUGAUGUGAUUUUUGGCUUUUAUAAUCCCAGUGGAAGGCUACCAAUGACAUGGUAUCCACAAUCAUAUGUAGACAAGGUGCCAAUGACAAACAUGAACAUGAGGGCAGAUCCUGCUACAGGUUACCCUGGAAGAACAUAUAGAUUCUAUAAAGGUGAAACUGUUUUCUCCUUUGGAGAUGGAAUAAGCUUCUCAAGUGUUGAGCACAAAAUACUUUUGUUUUCUCUGUGA
Cajanus cajan (pigeon pea) is the source of this 1323-nucleotide messenger RNA. The record is from RefSeq and is a predicted model, not a curated record. Lineage: Eukaryota; Viridiplantae; Streptophyta; Magnoliopsida; Fabales; Fabaceae.